Molecule: messenger RNA, 2574 nt
Organism: Naegleria gruberi
Lineage: Eukaryota; Heterolobosea; Eutetramitea; Acrasida; Naegleriidae
Exons: 1
Coding region: 1-2574 (857 amino acids)
Cellular component (GO): plasma membrane
Molecular function (GO): oxidoreductase activity
Source: RefSeq, a predicted model, not a curated record
AUGGAUGCAUGGAUGGUUGCAAAGCCACAAUCACCAGUGAGUGAUGCUUCCGAUGAUAUCCUUCAAAGAAAUGGUGGAUACAACUCGGCCACAGGUGAGACACAUAUCAAGUGGACACGUUUCGUUAAAACAGGAGAUUCCCACGAUGUCAUUUUCACCAAUGCAGUCAUGAAAACUUCCUGGGCACUCCACUCCACCAGUACUGGAAUGGUUAGACAUACCAGCACUGGCAAAGGUCCAAGUUUGAAUUUCCUUUCAGCUGGUUAUGCUACUGGUGAGUAUGGAGUAUUGCCAAGUCAACCAGUAGUUUCGGAUGGAGGUUCUAGUAGUAGUAAUUCGACCUGUUCACUUCAAACUGGAUAUUCACAAAGUAUUUUAACUCAGUGGGUCAACUCUGCUGAUUAUCCUACAGCUAAUUACAAGUUAGUUGCUAAUUAUGGAACUUCUGAUUCUUUGAAAUUGUAUUGGAAAGUUUUAACAAAUCCAAAUGAUGCAAAUGUACCAAUUAUUGAAUUUGGAUUGAUUGCCACAGGAAUUUAUGGCUAUGCAUCAAUUGGAUUUAAUCAUGGAACCAACUCUGGAAUGGACACUGCUGAUACAAUGUUUGGAUAUGUGGAUUCAAGUGGAAACCCAGUUAUAUUAGACACAUACAUGCAAGGUAAUCUUCAAGCACCAACAUUAGAUUCAUCUCAAGAUUUCAUUUCCAAAAAUGGAGGAUUAAGAUCUGUGAGUGGAAAUUAUGAACUUCAUUUGAAAUGGACACGUUUGGUCAAUACUAAGGAUUCAUUGGAUCACUUAUUUACAAAUGCACAAAUUUCAAUUUCUUGGGCUAUAGCCAAAACAUCUACAUCCAUGGAAUAUGUCCACAAUUACAGAGGCAAAAAUGUCAUGAUUAACUUUUUACAAACAGCUACUUUGGCACACUUGGCAGCUCCUCCUGGCAGUGAAUUGGCCACAUGUGGUUCUUCUACUGGCAACAUUAAGGAUGGAAGUAUCUCAAUGAACUCAUUGACCAAACUUGCCAAUUCCUACAGAUGGCAUUUGAUUGCUACUGCAUUCAUUUGUGGAUUGUUGGUUAUUGGUGGAUUCUUAUUGAGUGUGAUUGGACCAAGAGUGAAUCCAAAUCUAUUCCUUGAUUUGAUCUUGUACAGAAGAUUGACCAAACAAGUCAAUUUGAAAUUUAUUGGAAUUUACAUUAAUACCAUUUUAGAUUUAACUUUGGGUGAAGCUGUUGUAAUUUCAUGUUAUUGGAUUCUUGUGGCCAUUUGGUUUGCAUUUGGAUAUGUGAAUGCAACAUCAGCUGAAGCUGGAAAAGCAUUUGCUUCUGUUUGUGUUUUCAAUUUUGGAUUAAUUUUAUUUCCAGUCACGAGAUAUUCAGUUUUACAAGUUUUAUUUGGAAUUUCAUUUGAUAGAGCAAUUAAAUAUCACAGAUGGUUGGGUAUUUUACAAUGGUUUUUUGUAACUGCUCAUGGAAUUGCAAUGGUUGUUCAUUAUAAUGCAUCUGGAUUAUAUUUAGUUGAUGUGACAUCUCCAACAUUUCCAAUUUUGGGAAUUAUUGCAUGGUUUUUCAUGACUAUUCUUUGGUUAAUGACAUUCCCAGUCAUAAGAAGAAAGCUAUGGGAGGUCUUUUUAAUUUCACAUGUCAUCUUGUCCAUUUUAAUUGUCAUUUUAUCAAUUAUUCAUGGUUCUGGAUAUAUUAAUUUAUUACCUUAUAUGGCAUUAUCAAUUUUAUUAUAUCUGUUUGAUGUAUUUUUGAGAGUGGUAUUUGGAUUUGGUAUUCCAACCAAAAUUGAUUCAAUCAAAUAUGAUGAAAAGAGUCAAGUUACAACCAUUACAAUGAGAAAACCAUUCUUGACAUUUGGCAGUAAUCCUUCAAUGGGACAUUUCAUAUUCUUAUACAUUCCUGCUGUUUCAAAAUAUCAACACCAUCCAAUCACAGUUAGUAGUUGUAAGGAAAUUGAUGGUGGAAUGAUUAAAAAGAAGGAAUUAGAAUUUACAGUUCAUGUAAAGAAUUUUGGAAGUGGAUGGUCAAAACAAGUUGCAAAAAUUGCUCAAGAGAAGGCUCAAUCAGCCAAUGAAUUAAUUUGUAGAGUUGAAGGUGCUUAUGGAUCAUUAUCAGUUCCAUUAUUGAGAUACAAGACAAUUGUCAUGUUUGGUGGUGGAAUUGGUAUUACACCAGUUCAUUCAAUUUAUUCACACUUGUUGGAAAAGAAUAUUCAAGAUAAGACUGUUUAUACUUGUUGGUCAAUUCCAACCACUGAUAUGAUUCAAGUAUUUCCUCAACUCUUGGAAACGAAUGGAAAUAAGAAUUUAAAACCAAAUAUUUUCAUUUCCAAAAUGAAAGAAGAAAAUUCACAACAAACAGCAUUUAUUCAUAAAGGAAGAGCCAAUCCAAAACAAUUCUUGGAACAAGUGAAAAAGGAAAUGAAAGAAAGAGGAGAAUUGAAUGCAUAUGUUGGUGUUUUAGUUUGUGGUCCAGAACAAUUGGUAACUUCAGUUUCGAAUGCCAUUUGGGAUGCAAAUGAAAGAAAUGGAAUUAGAUUCCAUCUCCAUAAGGAAGUUUUUACGUGGUAG